Penicillium macrosclerotiorum is the source of this 1488-nucleotide messenger RNA. Its product is annotated as proteasome regulatory particle lid subunit RPN7. NCBI's taxonomy places the organism in Eukaryota, Fungi, Ascomycota, Eurotiomycetes, Eurotiales, Aspergillaceae. The record is from RefSeq and is a predicted model, not a curated record. Gene Ontology annotation, biological process: proteasome-mediated ubiquitin-dependent protein catabolic process. Gene Ontology annotation, cellular component: proteasome regulatory particle. The transcript has 3 exons. Bases 1 to 1488 code for a protein of 495 amino acids.
AUGGGGUCUGAUCCGCAGUACAUCAAGUUCCCCGACCUUCUCAUCGCCCAACAUGUCUUCAACCUCUCCAACCCAGCCUGUGCUCCGGUCACCCGGCAGGCAUCAUUGAAGAAGCUGCAAGAUGCCAUCAUCGAGCGCAAGAUGGCCCCCUUCUACCGCCACCUCGCCCAUCCGGUGGAGGGCAUCCUGAACAAUUCCGGCGAAGGCGCCACGCAACACCCGCACCCUCACGGCGCCGGGACGGCGAAACCGCUCAUUACCUCCAACAUGCUUGCCUCGCACAAAUCACCACAGAAGAUCGACUUCCCCUGGGAUGAGCAACUGUAUCAGUCUUUGGUGGAGGAUAACAAAAAGGAGCUGGAGAGCUUCCAGAAAGAAGAGGAUGAGGCAGAGGAAGCCGCGGGUGAGACCGAGGUACAGGCUGCGCGCGGUAAAAGGGCCGAGUUCUGGGCUCGUGUAGGAGAUAAGGAUAAAGCCAUCGAAUCGCACGAGGCUCUCCUCGAAAAGACCGGCUUUCUGGGCACCAAGAUUGACCUGGUGCUCGCGAUGAUCCGAAUCGGACUUUUCUUCGGAGACCGGGUCUUCGUCAAGAAGAUCAUCGAGCGUGCGGAGACCUUGGUGGAGAGCGGUGGUGACUGGGACCGAAGGAAUCGUCUAAAGGCCUACAAGGGCAUGCACCUCCUCACCAUCCGCUCCUACAGUAUUGCCGCGCCUCUCCUUCUCGACAGUCUGUCGACAUUCACAAGCUAUGAGCUAUGCAGCUACUCCUCCUUGGUGAUCUACUCGGUGCUUGCGGGUUCCCUGUCCCUCAAGCGCGUGGACUUUAAGGCGAAGGUGGUGGAUGCGCCAGAAAUCAAGGCCAUCCUGGGUGCUGGGGAGGAUCAAUUGGCGGCCCUGAGCGGCGAGAUCUCGUCUGGCCCGGGGGCUCGUGAUGAGGAGAUGACAGAUGCCACAGUAUCAAAGUCGACCCCGUCGGGUGCUACCACUGCCGUCAACCUGACCACCCUCGCUGCUGGCUCCUCCGCUCAAGCAGAGACCGAAGCCCCCGUGGAUUUCUCGCCCUUGGCCAACUUGGUCAACAGUCUAUAUAAUGGUAACUUCCGCUCAUUCUUCGUGGCUCUUGCGGCCGUCGAGGACCACUUCCUGACCCAGGAUCGGUACUUGCACGAGCACCGAGCAUGGUUCGUCCGUGAAAUGCGGCUUCGCGCCUACCAACAGCUGCUGCAGAGCUAUCGAGUGGUGGGUCUGAACAGCAUGGCCAAUGACUUCGGAGUGACCGUGGACUUCCUGGAUCGGGACCUUGCCAAGUUCAUUUCCAGCAAUCGCAUUGCUUGCACCAUUGACCGCGUCAACGGUAUUAUCGAGACGAACCGGCCCGAUGACAAGAACAAGCAAUAUUCGGAUGUUGUGAAGCACGGUGAUGCUCUGAUCACCAAACUCCAGAAGUACGGCCAGGCUGUUCGUCUUCGGGGCAGUGAGCGGAGUUAA